Messenger RNA from Xiphias gladius (swordfish), 792 nucleotides. RefSeq names its product ALX homeobox 4b (gene alx4b). Gene Ontology annotation, biological process: regulation of transcription by RNA polymerase II. Bases 1 to 792 code for a protein of 263 amino acids. The transcript is spliced from 4 exons. Gene Ontology annotation, molecular function: DNA-binding transcription activator activity, RNA polymerase II-specific; RNA polymerase II transcription regulatory region sequence-specific DNA binding. The record is from RefSeq and is a predicted model, not a curated record. NCBI's taxonomy places the organism in Eukaryota, Metazoa, Chordata, Actinopteri, Istiophoriformes, Xiphiidae.
AUGAACGCAGAUACGUGCGUCUCAUACUGCGAUAUGACAUCGAUGGAUUCAUAUUAUAGCACGUCUACUGCGCAAGGUAGGGAUCACCAGGCGAACCCGUUCAGGACUUUCCCGAGCGCUGAAACCAAAUACAGCCCCACGUUCAUACCGGGUAAAGGGCAGGCUUACGGAGAGAAGUCCCGGAGCCCUUUCCAGUCGGAGUGCCAGUCGUUGGAUGGCGCCGAGGAGGGCACCUUCAGCAAAUACCAGCUCUUCAUGCAGCGACCGAACUGCAAAACUCCGCCCGAGGGCAGCAAGCUGCACCCGGACAGCGGACACAACGGGACGCUCAUUCCCUGCUACGGUGACCUGACAGAGUCUGAAGCCAAGUGGAGGAAGAGGGAGCGUUUUGGCCAGAUGCAACAGGUCCGGACACACUUCUCUACUGCUUACGAGCUGCCUCUACUGACUCGGCCCGAGAACUAUGCACAGAUCCAGAACCCUUCGUGGAUCGGGAGCAGUAGUGGAGCUUCUCCAGUGCCGGGCUGCGUCGUGCCUUGUGACUCUGUCCCCUCCUGCAUGCCCCCUCACCCUCACGGUCCCGGAGGUGUCUCCGACUUCCUGGGCGUGCCCAGUCCAGGCAGCAGCCACAUGGGACAGACACAUAUGGGCAGCCUGUUUGGGGGUCCCGGGAUGGGCGGGGGAAUCAAUGGCUAUGAUCUCAAUGUUGAUCCAGAUCGCAAGUCCUCCAGCAUAGCUGCACUGCGUAUGAAGGCCAAGGAACACAGUGCAGCCAUCUCUUGGGCUACAUGA